Messenger RNA from Arctia plantaginis, 1026 nucleotides. The record is from the annotation of a GenBank genome assembly. NCBI's taxonomy places the organism in Eukaryota, Metazoa, Arthropoda, Insecta, Lepidoptera, Erebidae.
AUGUCCUUUCCUGUUUUUAAAAAGUCAAACUGUGAAGUAAACAAACAUGGUUGGUACGAAAUGUCAAAAUCAGUCGCUCACGGAGAGCCGCACGGUGCGGUGUCGUCGUCAUAUUGGACAAUGGUGAUUUUCCCUGUGCGAAAGUGCUUACAGGCGGCCAGGGUAGCUUUAUUAGUGGUUUUAGUGGUGACUAUUCUAACUUUAUUCGAGCAGUGGCGGGGCGGACAGCGAAAUGCAGGCGCAGCAUUCUCGGAUCCUUUAGAAGCCGCUUAUGAAAGCGAGAUUUUAGAAGAUGAGGCUCGUAUUAUUCCGGGGUUGGGUGAAGGAGGUGUCGCGGCGCACCUCAUGGGCCAUGAGAAGCAACUUGGCGAAGAAUCUGAGAAGAAACUCGCCAUAAAUGUGUAUUUAAGCGACAGAAUUCCGUACAACAGAACUCUACGAGAUUAUCGCAACCCAGCGUGCUCUCGCCUCUUGUACGAUGCUGAACUGCCUUCAGCGUCUGUCAUACUGAUCUUCCAUAACGAGCCGUACUCCGUGGUGAUAAGGACUAUAUGGAGCGUGGUGAACAGCGCCAGGCGCUCCAACGAGUGGUUCAAGCACGCCAACUAUGUAGACAAGCAGACCGGCAGGGUUACUAAGAUAGGUUCCACUGGCCAAGAUCCCAAUUCUCCCUUCGUGUACCUGAAGGAGAUCAUCCUGGUGGACGACAACUCAACGUUACCAGAGCUGAAGGGGAAAUUGAGCCAUUAUAUCAGGACGCGAUUGCCGCCAGAUCUAAUACGAAUUCUCCGUCUCCCGGACCGGAAAGGUCUGACGCAAGCCCGGAUGGCCGGCGCCAGGGUAGCCACCGGUUCCGUUCUAAUAUUCCUGGACUCCCACUGUGAAUGUGUCCGGGACUGGCUUCGGCCGCUCCUCCAGAGAAUCAAGGACAAAAGGGCCACUGUGCCCACCCCUCUCAUUGACGUCAUAGAACAGGAUAACUUCAUGUACCAGCCUGGAAAUCCUGACACCUUCGAGGUGGGAUAG